Fopius arisanus is the source of this 789-nucleotide messenger RNA. RefSeq names its product chymotrypsin-2-like. Bases 13 to 789 code for a protein of 258 amino acids. The transcript is spliced from 4 exons. Gene Ontology annotation, biological process: proteolysis. Gene Ontology annotation, molecular function: serine-type endopeptidase activity. The record is from RefSeq and is a predicted model, not a curated record. Lineage: Eukaryota; Metazoa; Arthropoda; Insecta; Hymenoptera; Braconidae.
CUCAAUACUAAAAUGAUUUCCCGAUUACGAACAAUUAUUAUUGCAAAUGUGUUAAUUACACUUUUCAUAGGAGUCUCUGGACGUUCGCCGAGUCGCAUAGUCCAAGGAUCCUAUGCAGAAAUCGGAGAAUUCCCUUACAUGGUGUCCUUGAGGUGGAGUGACUACGGACACAUGUGCGGGGGCUCGAUCAUUGGUCGACGACACAUCCUGACAGCUGGACACUGCGUCGACGAGUUCACCCCCGAGGAAUUGAACGUCGCCAGCGGUUUUAUCAACCAAAAUGACAGAUCAGCGGUUGUAUCCAAAGUCGAGAAGAUCAUCAUGCAUCCGGAUUUCGUGAGGAAAGGGGAGGGACGACGACUCCAGAAUGACGUCGCUGUUCUCAUUCUGAAAGAAGAUUUAGAGCUCGACGGAUUUUUACGAGACGUUGUAAAACUGCCGGUUAAACCGUACGUUCCGGAAACUAGAGGAAUCGUGACCGGCUGGGGCUACACCAAGUCCCUCCUGGAUCAGGAUGCCGACACAGACACUUCGGAUGACCUCUUCAAGCUGAACCUGACGAUUAUAACUCAUGAUGAAUGCAGAAAAUUUCGACUUCCACCGUUCGAGUAUCAGAUUUGUGCCACCAAUUCCCAUGGAGUCGUGUGCAAGGGUGACAGCGGAGGACCGUUAGUCGUUGAAAACGUUCAGGUCGGGGUUCUUUCCACUUCGAGUUGUUUAAUCGGAUCGACCCCCGCUUUUAUGGAUGUUUAUUAUUUCAAAGAUUUCAUUGAAAAAUCGAUGAUAUAA